AUGGGCGACCUCGCGUCUUUUCCGGAUCAGCAAAAUCCCAUCAAGAAAUUCAAAUUGUCGGUACCUCUAGAUAAGUUCCCAUCCCACAUAUUCGACCAUGCAGCGACCCUUGAACAUCUCGACCUCUCUGGCACUGGCAUCUCCAGCUUGCCGGACGAUUUCGGCAAAUUCAAAGAGCUGAAGAUAGCAUUCUUUUCGAACUGCAACUUCGCAAUCUUCCCGAGGCAACUAGCCUCGUGUCCGAAACUCGAAAUGGUUGCCUUUCGUUCCAAUAGCAUGAGAGAAAUUCCAGAAGACGCUCUGCCGUUACGCCUUCGUUGGCUCAUCUUGACCAACAAUGUGAUCGAACAGCUGCCGAAAACCAUUGGCAAUUGUUCACGCCUCCAAAAGUGCAUGCUCUCUGGCAACCAGAUUCGUACAAUCCCCACGGAAAUGUCAUCUUGCCAGAAAUUGGGUCUUCUCCGACUAUCGGCAAAUCGCAUCGAGGACCUCCCUCAUUGGUUAUUUGAAAUGCCCGAACUGGCUUUUCUGAGUUUCGCCGGCAAUCCAUGCUCAUCUGCAGCCGCUCAUAAGGUCGGUGCAGCCUCAGCCCUUCCGAGCGUAUGCUGGACGGACAUCGAAGUGCAAGAGCUCCUGGGCGAAGGCGCCUCGGGCGUAAUAUCCCAGGGCCAAUGGAAAACUGCCGGUGGGUUUCAACAAGUUGCUGUCAAGCUUUUCAAGGGGGAUGUUACCAGUGAUGGUACGCCGCUGGACGAAAUGAGUGCUUGUAUUCAUGCUGGCUCGCACGACAAUCUUAUUGACCCUCUUGGGGAGAUCCAAAGUCAUCCCAAUAAGAAGGGUCUUGUGAUGCAGCUUAUCCCACCAUCAUAUAUCACGCUAGGUCUGCCUCCGUCUCUCGAAAGCUGCACGCGCGACUGCUUCCCCGUUACGACGAAAUUGAGCGCGUCCCAAGGACUGAGGUUACUACAAGGCAUUGCCUCAGCUGCCGCUCAUCUCCAUGCUCGAGGGAUUGCUCACGGAGAUUUGUAUGCUCAUAAUAUUCUGUAUGAUGCGGAAGGUCACGCGCUGUUGGGCGAUUUCGGAGCUGCGUCUAUAUAUGAGAAUCAUCACGGUAUCGAAAAGCUCGAGGUCCUUGCAUUUGCUCAUCUCAUUGAGGAUGUGCAGAACCUCAUUUUUUCCAAAGCACUAGACAGUCAAUCACCGCUUGUGAAUUCUGCAGCGGAGGCCCUAGCUGGCUUGCGCAAAGCUUGUGGUGCUUCAAACGUUGACGAGCGUCCAUCCUUUGCUUAUAUUGGUAAAAGUCUGGCCGAUUUUCUUCGGUCGAACGACGACUGUAGGACCACCAGUUACGAUGGAUAUGACCUUGCUUGA
Molecule: messenger RNA, 1371 nt
Organism: Truncatella angustata
Lineage: Eukaryota; Fungi; Ascomycota; Sordariomycetes; Amphisphaeriales; Sporocadaceae
Product: serine/threonine protein kinase
Exons: 1
Coding region: 1-1371 (456 amino acids)
Biological process (GO): protein phosphorylation
Cellular component (GO): plasma membrane
Molecular function (GO): protein kinase activity; protein binding; ATP binding
Source: RefSeq, a predicted model, not a curated record